Messenger RNA from Scatophagus argus, 670 nucleotides. RefSeq names its product centromere protein S (gene cenps). Gene Ontology annotation, molecular function: chromatin binding; protein heterodimerization activity. Gene Ontology annotation, cellular component: Fanconi anaemia nuclear complex; FANCM-MHF complex. NCBI's taxonomy places the organism in Eukaryota, Metazoa, Chordata, Actinopteri, Scatophagidae. The transcript has 5 exons. Bases 220 to 588 code for a protein of 122 amino acids. The record is from RefSeq and is a predicted model, not a curated record. Gene Ontology annotation, biological process: resolution of meiotic recombination intermediates; replication fork processing.
CAAGCGUUGUUGGUUUGUUUGUUCAUUUGUGCCGCGAGUUUUCUUUUUCAGCAAACUGUUAGCUAACUGCUUGAAACAUGUGUUUACGAAUUGCUUCUCGUUUAGUCUGUCACACCUUGACUUUGUGAGGAUUUUCCAACAUCGUUACCUCACUAAAUGCAGCCGCUGUGAUAAUCCUGUUUUGUUCAACUGGCUGGUAAAACGCUUCUCCGCUAGAAAAUGUCUGUCGAUAAGGACGAGACACACCAGAGGUUAAAGGCAGCAAUCCAUUACACCGUGGGUCGCAUAUGCCAGCAGAUGGGAGAGGAUCACCACAGAGAGUUCAGUCGACAAGUCAUAGCUGCAAUAGCCGAGACAACAGUCAGACAGUGUGAUAUAUUUGCUAAAGAUCUGGAGGCCUUUGCAAGGCAUGCUAAAAGAAGCACAGUAUCCCCAGAGGAUGUAAAGUUAGCAGCCCGCCGCAGUACUGCAUUGUCCAUCUACAUACAAAAUAAAAGUGAGGAACUGAACCAGGAGCAGAGGGAUUUGAAGAAGAAAAAUACUGGGAAGAGGAAGAGCAGAGAUACUGAAGAGGAAAGCAGAGAAUAAAGAAAUAAAGACAAGACACAGGCAUACCUGCAGUGUCUCACUUGUGUCCAACAUUCAAAUAAACAUGAAGACUAAUACAUGA